Neurospora tetraspora is the source of this 4077-nucleotide messenger RNA. RefSeq names its product HbrB-like-domain-containing protein. The record is from RefSeq and is a predicted model, not a curated record. Lineage: Eukaryota; Fungi; Ascomycota; Sordariomycetes; Sordariales; Sordariaceae. Gene Ontology annotation, biological process: TORC2 signaling. Bases 1 to 4077 code for a protein of 1358 amino acids. The transcript has a single exon. Gene Ontology annotation, cellular component: TORC2 complex.
AUGCAACCCACAAGUGGAAGAGGAACCCCGGGACCCACGCAGAGGGCUCCAGGGAGUUUCUCACCGCUGCCGGCCAGCACUAACUCCACUGGAGGUGUUGAUGUCCGUCCCCAUCGACCGUCUCCGGGCCCGGUGCGCAUGAUCUCAGCCUCGAGCUCCAGCAACGACGACCUCACGCCAUUGACCAUCCCUCGCACAACCAACCAGUCUACCGCACCGUCGCCCCAGCCAGGAGGAGGUCCAGGCGCAUCAGGAUUUGGAGGAAAAGCAGGAGCAUCACCCGAGCGACGAGGAGGAACAACACCAACCCACGCGACUCCUAUUUACAGCAGCUUCACGUCUCAGAGCAACAGCCAAAGCACCCCGAGUCUCCAGACCAACUUCUCGCGACCGACCCUAUCCAACACCGCCGCCCUGUCCGCCGCCCGCUCCGUCGCCGGGACACAUUCGCCCAUCGAUACGCCCCCGCGCAACGGGCCCUCCCCCCUGACCCUCCCGCCGACCAGCGCAACGUCCUCCACGCCCACUUCCUUCUCCGGCAGGGUAGGCGCACACUCGCGCAAACACUCGGCGAACGCGGGCCUGUUCGAGCCUACCCUGCCCUCGACGAGCACCUCCAAUCUUGGCCAGAUCCAAGCCGACUCGCCCAAACUCGGCCCGACGCCGUCGCAGGCGCAACGAGACAUGUCCGCCAGCCACAUUGCUGCGCAGGCAGCCGUCUCCAAGUCGCAGCUUAGCCAACAACAGCAGCAGCAGCAGCAACAGCAACAGGCACCACCGUAUGCGCAUCAACACCUUCUUCACCUACAACACCGUCAGCGGUCCCAAACGAUACCACCGUCCACCGAGCAUCAUGAACAAACACCGGUCGCGAACAAGCGCAUGAGCGGCGGUCCGAUGAGCCCUCCGGUGUUGAGCUUAACAGAGGCGAGCGCGCCAAGGGAUAAUGUGUUUGGAAGUCAAGGAUAUCACAACGGCCUCCCCGGAAACCAUACCCUUGCUGCCACGGCGGCCGCGAACGUGGUGUUCCCCCGAUCGGCGCAAUCGUCGCCGAAACUGCCCACCCAGUCGACGAACCCCUUGACACCCACUCCACCGCCUGUCCCUGCCGAGAAACCUGUCGUCAAGUCGGAAAAGAGCAAGGUCAAGCUGUUUUCACGUCCUGGCAAGUCCAGCUCAAAGGGGGAAUCGUCAAAGGAUACUAAGCCACUGCCCAGCCCGGGAAAGCUAGGGCAUGCCUUUUCGAAUCUACAACGAGCCAACUACAGCACUACGAGUCUCGAAUCGAAUAUGCAGCAGCCUUUCUAUGCCCAUGGCAACUCGUCAACCGCCACGAUACGACCAGCCGAAGCUACGGAGAAGGAGGUGAAAGAAAAGGAGAAGAAGCAUGGGCAUUUCUUGAAACGACAGAAGGAAAAGCUGAUAGAGGCGUAUCACCUACCGCUUUCGUCAGCUUCGAGCAACUCCAGGCCUACAGACCCAACAGCUCCCAGCAGUCUGUAUAACUUCAACUUGCCAACAAGUCCAGGUCCCAGCAGCAAUGCGUUCAAAUCGGGUCUUGAUUUGCGACACGGCGGCCGUGCCUUGCGCGAGAAGAAGAACAAGGAGGACAAGAGUCUUGACGAAGCGGCCUCGAGCUACAACCCUGGAGGCGACUGGCCUGGUCCAAGUAGCGUGAGCUCUGCCACUGGCACUCUGGCCUCAGCACUCUUCCACAAUGAGCCUUUUGACAGCCAAAAGUUCGGGCUCAACAAUAUGACCCUUGAUGACGCCUGGCCUUUUCUCAGGGCCAAGCUGCUUGUCAUCUUUGAGGCUGAGGACCUUCGUCUCCCUGUAGAAGAUCUGAACCGUAUAGUGACGAUGCAUAUCCAGUAUUGCAUAAAGCGGCGCAGCCCAAAUAUCAUUAUCGAGGAUAUCCGGGACUUUCUCACGACCGGUUUCUCGAGUCUCGAUCAGAGUUUGAAGAAGACCCAGGAAGACCGCUUGAUUCCUGCCCUUGUCGAGCUUUGGAUCUUCACAUUUACCAGUAUCCUACCGUAUCUGCAAGCGGUCUUUCUACCAUUAGACAUGGAAUUUGCCGGCAACGGGCCCUUGAUGACGCCAGACCAAGCCCGUGACUUCUGGGGUGGUGUUCCAGCAAGUUACGGCGUCAGCAUACCGGCCUUAUCCGUCCUUGACAUACGAAGACUGGUUCUCCUUUCCUUCCGAGAUAUCGUUAUUGUUCCUCGCUACGACACGCUGAAGACCAUGUUCUCGCGUCUCUCUCUCGAGUUCCUACCGCAGAACCUAGCCAGCAUGGCCCUCUCCUCUCCGGUCCCGGUUUCUACAUCUGGGUUCCAAAACACGGCUCACAACCAAGGCGGUGUCUAUCAGUCCGCACUCUCGACCUCGCCCUCACAAGAGUCGCAGCUCUCGCUGUCCUUCGCAGGUAGCCUCCCAGCAACCAUGACCCUAGGGAUGGGCGCCGGCUUUGGCACUGCCCCUCCACGACCAAACACCUCAAUGUCCAACCCCGUUGGCGCUAUGGAUCCCUCCUACGCGAGCUACAGCAGCAACGGCAUGGGCAUGGGCAUGGGCACCGCCGGCGGCGAUACCACACCAGGAAGCGGUAACCGCUCGCGGGCCAUUAGUAACGUCAGCUUCGGCAGCGACCACGGCAACGCCAACCGCCCCUUCACCCCAAGCAGCAUUCAAGCCCUUGGAGCCGCCUCCGCCCAAGCCGCCAUGUCCACCCCCAGCGGCGUUGGUAUCGCCAAUCUCAACCUCAACAUGUCCACCCCAGUACAACAAUUCCCAUCGCACGUGGCGCCCAGCAUAAAAAGCAUAGGCAGCAACUCCAUCCACGGCAGCCUCCGCGACCCUACCGGCGGCGGUGGCGGGAAAACCGCCGACCAAAACGUCGAAGACUCCAAGCAAGUCACGGAAAUGGUCGGCCGCAUGCUCCAAUGCAUGUCCGUCCUGGCAUCCGUUUCCGCGCCCACCACUCCUUCUUUCACAUCCUCCUCCUCAUCGUCCUCGGUACCAAACAACAAUCCCCACUCCUCCACCGGCAACCUCACCUACAACACCAACAACACCUACUCCUCCUCGCAAACCUCCGUGGCAACAACCACCAUGACCAACGCCACCGUCCCCGCCUCGCCCUCCAGCUCUUCUGCGGCGGGCGGCCUGCCCCCGCUCGUCCAAACUAUGUCUUCCCCCUCGCAGUUCUCCUCCCCUCCGUCGCCGGCUACGCCAACGGCUACCAGCCCUGGCCCGCUCCCGCUUCGCCCGUCGAUAUCUAGUCUGAGCGCUAGCUUGGCCGGCAGCUUUGGUGGUAUUGGUAACAGUAGCGUGCCGAAUACGCCUACGGGUGGUACCGCCCCUUUUAGCCAUGCCACAACCACAGCCCCCACCAACACUGCUGCUGGUGGGAUAGGUGGAAACGGAGGGCCCCCCGAUGAAUCCUCCCGCAUGAUCGAAGAACUCAACAAACUCCUCAAGCUGAACUGGCUCGGCCGCGGCCGCACCGGUCGCAACAGACGGGGGAUCGUGGGCGGGCGGGUAAAACGGGCGGGAGCUGGGUCUGGAUCAGGGUCUGCUCUAGCCUUCUCAAUGGGCGCUGGUUCUGGGAUGGGCUAUGCUUCGUCGUAUGGAGGAUAUGCGGGCUCGUUGGGAACGGGGCCGGGGGGUGUGAGCAUGAAUAGUCUUGGGACGACUGGGACGAUGGGGGGGAGUAUAGGAACUGUGGGAAGCGGGUUUGGGGGUGGGCUGCAGGGUCAGGCUGAUAGAGACAGGGGAACAACGGGAAUGGGAGGGACGGGGUUAGGUUUGGGCAGCAGUGUCAUCGGGACAGCGACAGCGGCAGCGGCAGGAGGAGGGAUAAGUAGCCCGCCUACUGGUGGUGCCGGUGGUCCUACUGCUGCUGUUCCUGCUACUGCUGGUACUGUUGGUGGUGCUGGUACUGUUGGUGCUGGUGCCGCUUUGGCUGGUCCUGCUGGUGCUGCUAUGCCUACUGCUGGCGGUCCCAGUGUCGGUGCCGGUGCUGCUGCCGGUGCCGGAUCGUCGUCGAAUUCGGAGGUUGUGGUUGACAAUUAG